AGUAAUCUUACUUUAAAGUGGAUGAGGUUGGAAGUAUUGGACGCUAUCGUCCUCCAAAAAGUUUUUAAGUAUCAAGAAGCAGGUUAACAAGGACACCAAAAUAUGAACCUCAUGAUACUAUGCUAGACAGUGAAAGACGUACAAGGUGAAUGAAGGCAGCUUUUGGCGCUUUUUAAAAGGGCUGACAGUAUCCAAUUUCAUCCUUAAAUGCAUUUGUAUACGGUACACUCAAAUACAAAAGUGCUUAAAUUCACCAGUUUGUCUUUGCUUAGGUAGAAUCAGAAAUUCAGAAUCAUUCCAUAAGAACAGACAGAUAUGCUGUACAUUGUAACAGUAACAUUGUAACAAAUAUCUUUGUUUGGUUUCAAAACCUAGGCUUCAACUUGCAAUGCAAAGGAUGAAAUGCUACAGUGAAAAGGCUGGAAUUCACAGAAAGAUUACUCUCUCACACUCUCGCUCGCUCAGAAGUCUCAAACAGAGAGAUGCAUGCAAUGUGGGUAUCAUUGAAUGAGAAUGUCAAGUGUGGAACCAAGCUUGCAGAUGUUAUUGGCUUGCGAGAAAAAUGUGACAGAAGAAGUAAGAACUCCAGAAAAACGAGUUUGGAUGGUGAACUUGUACUUGCUCAUGGCAAAGAGACCCCAUUCCGCGAACCGAUAUGCCGUUCAAGCUACACACAGGCACAGCUCUUUGAGCUUAACAUCAGGGACGUAUCAAGGGACAUCAUUGAGAUGAUUGUUCGAAAAGCAUCAAUGAAUCCUUCAAAGCCAUCAGGCAGGAUCAAAAGUGUCUUGAGGGUGAAUAACUCCAUAGAAACACUUGAAAGGUUUGAGAAGUACAGAGAGAAGGUAAAGAAGAUGGCCAAAGAGAGAUAUAUGAAGUACCCAAGAAGCACAGUAGAUGGAAAUGAGCUGAUGAGAUUCUAUAACACAACAAUGACCUGUUGCAAUGGAGAGUCAAGGAGAGGCCCCGAGCUAUGUAAUGAUCCAACUUGUCGAGUUUGCAGGUUAAUUAAGUCGAACUUCGACACAGAAUAUGUAUUGGAGAAUGGGAUUCAGUUAAGUACAAGUAGUGAAAACUGAAAACACCAUGCCGUUGCGAGGGCAGCCAAGGCAAAGAGGGCUGUAAUAGUUUGCAGGACAAUUGCAGGGAGCAUUAUUAAUGUGGAGGACAAGGAAUAUGACGAGUCUGAUUCAAUUGGAAACCGAAAUUUGCAUUCCACCACCACAGAAUAUCUUUUGGUGCAGAAUCCCAGUGCUGUACUUCCCUGUUUUGUAGUAGUACUACAAACUGAUGUGGUCUAAUUUUUGUAUGUGCCUGGUCCUCUUUUUCUUAUGAUCAGUAUUUCCUAGCACAGAAUAAUAUAUAUGGCU
Rosa chinensis is the source of this 1370-nucleotide messenger RNA. RefSeq lists its product as uncharacterized. The record is from RefSeq and is a predicted model, not a curated record. NCBI's taxonomy places the organism in Eukaryota, Viridiplantae, Streptophyta, Magnoliopsida, Rosales, Rosaceae.